Messenger RNA from Colletotrichum karsti, 1500 nucleotides. RefSeq names its product phytanoyl- dioxygenase family protein. Lineage: Eukaryota; Fungi; Ascomycota; Sordariomycetes; Glomerellales; Glomerellaceae. The transcript has 5 exons. The record is from RefSeq and is a predicted model, not a curated record. The coding region runs from base 1 to 1500 and encodes 499 amino acids. Gene Ontology annotation, molecular function: acetyltransferase activity.
AUGCCGGAUCUUUCAGAUAAGUACGGCCCUGAGGUGCAGAAGGUCUCUGCCAGCACGCAUAUCGACGAUAUCAUUUACCUCCUCAAGCGUGAUGGCGGUGUCUUCGUUCAGGGGCUUGUUCCCGUCGCCGACGUUGACCAGGCAUUUGAGGAGUGCCGUGAGCGUCUCGAAAGCGACGUUGAGUGGAACGGAUCAUUCUUUCCGAAGGAGACCCAGCGGGCGCCGGCUCUACUCGCUCUGAGCCCCACGUACGCUAGAACUCAGAUGAUGAAUCCAACCUACCAGAAAGUGUGUGAGCACUUCCUGACUACCAAGAGCUGGUUUUGGUGGGGAAAUGAGAGGAAGCAGUCGGUUUCCAAGCCGUAUGUCCACUCCUGUGCAGCCAUGAGGAUCGGACCCGGGGGAAAGGCUCAGCCCCUGCAUCGGGACGACUAUAUCUCCCAUAAUAUCCAUGAGGAGAUAGAAGAGUGGGAUGACGAGCGAGACAAGAACCGAGAAACGGCUGUGGGUCUCUUUGUGGCUGGAAGCAAAGUGACGAAAGAAAACGGGGGAACUCAGUUCAUCCCACGCAGCCACUUAUGGGGCACUCACAGAGACUUACCGCCACGAGUCGAUCAAUGCAUCUACGCCGAAAUGGAGAAGGGCGACGCGUUCAUCAUGUUAGCAUCUGCGUAUCAUGCUGGCGGGCACAACACAACUACGGAUGAAAGACGUUUGAUGUUCGCGACGUUUUCUAUCAGAGGAUAUCUGAGGCAAGAGGAAAAUCAAUUUCUUUCCGUACCUCUCGAUAUCGCCAAGACGUAUGAUCGACCUAUUCAAGAAUACAUGGGAUACGCCAUAAGUGAUCCUGCUUCGACAUCCAAGAAUGAGACAGAGCUGGCAAAGGCCAAGAAUCUUGCCUACGUACCAGGCGGAGACGAGUACGAGAGAAUGAUCUCGGGCAUGCUAUACAACGCAUUUUGCCCCGAGCUUUCCCUCGCACGAUUCCAAGCCCGCGCAUGGAUGCAUAAGUUCAACACGUACUUCCCCGAAGGCCCGGAUGCGACGGCGGAGGGUCUGGAACAGUCACGUUUCCGGAUGCUGCGUGAUCGUUUGGGCCACGUGGGAGACGGGAGUUUUAUUGAGCCCCCAUUCCGGAUUGACUACGGCUUCAACAUUAGCGUUGGCGACAAAUUCUAUGCCAACUAUAACCUGACUAUACUGGAUUGUGCCAUUGUUACCAUUGGGGACCGAGUUAUGAUGGGUCCGAAUGUGUCAAUCUUUGCUGCUACUCACGAAGUUGAGGUUGAGAGUCGGCGAGCAAACAUUGAAUUCGCCAAGCCGGUUCAUAUUGGACACGAUUGUUGGAUUGGAGGAAACGUUGUGAUUCUCCCUGGUGUUGCGAUUGGACAGGGCUGUACAAUUGCUGCUGGGUCUAUCGUCACUAAGGAUGUCCCAGCUUGGAGCGUGGCAAUGGGAUCCCCGGCGCGGGUAGUGAAGAAGGUGACACGGCUCGACUAA